CCCAAAUAGAAGGAACGAAGUGCAGAAGAAGGAUUAGAAAUGACACCAGGUCUCCUGCUGGCUGCUCCUUCAAUUCUCUUCGCCACCUUUCCAAUAUCUCAUAAAUGAUUUUAAAAAGUCCUCUGAAAUUCCGGAAUAAAUAUUAUAUGAUAUUUUUAAAUCCUAUUCUCCUUCUUCUACCAACCUGCUCGUACCCUCACUCACUCAACAAUGCCGGAGAGAUUGGACUUGACGUGCCAUGUGUGCGGCAGUGUCGGCUUCAGCGACGGUGCUGACGGUUUCUUCUACUGCGGCCGCUGCGGCUCUCAAGCCGAGGACAUCAUCGACACCGGCGUCGCCGAGGAGGACUUCAUCGCCAAGGGUGACGCGCGUGGCGCCAUCUACUCCGCCAGUCACCGCCGCCAGAGGCACUCUAUCGCCCCCAAACCCGAGCCACUGUCUCAGUCCCAAUCCCAAUUCUUGAACAACCUAACCCUAGACGACGAUUACCGGGUAGAAAACGAGGAAGCCAGAGAAGAGACCGUGGCAGAUGAGGUGGGUCCGUCAGGACCCUCUGAUUUUGGGCUGGGUUUGGAUGGUUCUGAUGGGCUGAGUUUCGAAGAUUAUUACACGCAACUUAGGAUUAGGUAUGUAAUGGGGGUUCAGAUAAUGAUUGAGUUGCAGUGUCAGGCUUUGGUGGAGAAAUUCAAGGCGAGUCCAUUGAUUUGUGGAGUUGCCGGAACAAUUUGGCUGCGAUUCGUGGCGACUACUAGGGUUUUUGAUGAUGAGUGGGCUGAUAAAGUUAUUCAAGAUUCAGAGAUGCAGAAACCAGGGGAAUCAGAAGAUCUAAAGCCUCGGGCUAAAUAUAGUGCAGAGCCUCAUAAUAUAUAUGGUCAGCGAGCUGUCAUCAUAUGGCAUAGAUCUUUGAAAAAAAAAAUACCCUUAUCUUGUUCUCUGGUAAUUUCUUUUCUAGCCUGUCACAUUGCCAGGGAGGCAAUCCUGCCAACAGACAUAUUAAAAUGGUCUCUUGAAGGGAAGCUUCCAUAUUUUGCUGCAUUCAUUGAAAUUGAAAAGCAGAUUGGGCCUCCGUCAAGCCCUUGUCCUUUGAGUUCAAGUUUUAUGUUCAGACCUUCUGAAGCCAUUCCAUUACAGAAGUUGGAAGCUCAGGCAGCGUCUAUUGCUGACUCUAUAGGCUUGCAUUUACCUCCUGUGAAUUUCUAUGCAAUUGCUUUUCGCUAUCUGGAGCAGUUAUUUCUUCCUGUUGAAAAGAUACUUCCAUAUGCUUGCCGUGUAUAUGAGUGGUCAAUGCCUCCUGACUUGUGGUUAUCAGCAAAUGAAUUAAGGCUUCCUACUCGGGUUUGUGUAAUGUCAAUUCUAAUUGUAACAAUAAGGAUUCUUUACAACGUACAUGGUUUUGGGAAAUGGGAAAUGAGUUUGUCUAGUUCCAGUGGUUCUUCAUCCUCAUCUAAUCAGAUAGUAAAAUUGAAUGCCUCAGACAAUAUUAAAAUGAUGGAUGGUGCUAAACAAGGUUCUCCUUUACAUGAUUUGAAUGGUUCAAACGAAGAACCUGUGACAAACUCAUCUCAUGCCCAGAAAUCUGAAUUUGAUGCUACAGAGCUUUUGUGUAACCUUGAUGCCAGAUAUGAUGAACUCAUUGACACCUAUGAGUAUUCCAAGGAUUUACCGACAUAUCUGCAAUACUGUAAGGAUGUUGUCUUUGCUGGACUGGAACUGCCAUUUGAGGAUCACGAGGAGGAGAAGAUAAUAGAACAGUUAUGGGAAUUUUAUCAAAAUCAAAAGGAUUCUGAACCCUCAGAAGACCUUGGAGUGGAAUGUGGUAGUGCUUUGAAUGAAAAAAGAUCUAGGAAUGAUGAAGGAUGCAUUAACAGCAUUCCCAAGGAAAAGAAGAAAAUUAGAGAUGAUUGCUCUGUACCACUGGGUCUGGAUGGUGAUGAUACUUCUUUGAAUUCACAGGGAGGUGAAAAUUCAGUACCCACCCAUCAAGCUUCAGUAGAGACACUAAAAGAAGAAGCCAUUUUACGGAUGAAAGCGGACAUGGAGGAAAAUAGGUUCUGUUAUAUUCCACCUAGGGUCAAUGUCAAGAGAUUCGAUUACCUUCACUAUGUGAGAAAGAAGGAUGAAGGUUCCUAUAUUUAUGCUGCCCAUGCAGAUUAUUACAUAUUGCUUCGUGCUUGUGCAAGGGUUGCUCAAGUUGAUGUACGGAGUAUGCAUGUUGGAGUGAUGAGUCUUGAGAGGAGACUGGGUUGGAUCGAGAAAAGAAUUGAUCAUUGCUUGCAUUUCAAACCUCCAAAAUUUUCCUCUGACCCAUGUAAUGAUGAUGCACCAGAAUGUUCUACAGAUGAUUAUGUUGAAUUUUCAAGUUUGAAUUUAUCACCUUAAUUUUGUUUUCUUUCUUUC
Messenger RNA from Vitis riparia (riverbank grape), 2397 nucleotides. Its product is annotated as TATA box-binding protein-associated factor RNA polymerase I subunit B. Gene Ontology annotation, molecular function: RNA polymerase I core promoter sequence-specific DNA binding. The record is from RefSeq and is a predicted model, not a curated record. Gene Ontology annotation, biological process: nucleolar large rRNA transcription by RNA polymerase I; RNA polymerase I preinitiation complex assembly. Bases 211 to 2379 code for a protein of 722 amino acids. The transcript has 4 exons. NCBI's taxonomy places the organism in Eukaryota, Viridiplantae, Streptophyta, Magnoliopsida, Vitales, Vitaceae. Gene Ontology annotation, cellular component: RNA polymerase I core factor complex; RNA polymerase transcription factor SL1 complex.